AUGGAUGCUCUGGCAAAGAAAUGUGCCAAAUAUGCACCACUCGGACGAAUAGCCUUUCCCAUAGAUAUAGCCAAAGGAGUGGUAUUUUUGGCUUCAAGUGACGCUCAGUUCAUAACCGGUCACAACCUGGUCAUUGAUGGCGGACUCAAGGAUUCACGAAAUUUUACGGGAAAAGUAGUUUUAGUGACCGGUAGUAGUAAUCGUAUCGGUGAACAGACUGUCAAACUAUUCUCGGCAUUGGGUGCCAGUGUUGUGGUCACCGGUAGGCGAGAGGCAGAGGUUCAACAGGCGGUUAAAGAAGUACAGGAAGUGUCGCCAACAAAGUUAGAGCCAUUAGGAGUUGUGGCCGAUUUAACCAAAGAUGCAGACAUUGAGCGUCUGUUCAAUGAAACCAUUAAGAAAUUCAAUAGAUUGGAUGUAUUGGUGAACAACGCCGGUCUAUAUUUGAAAGCCAAUGCAACCGAUAAAGACUUUUUGGAUAUUUUGGAUCAACAACAGAGGGUUGACGUGAAGGCAUCCCUACAACUCAUACGACUGAGUGUCCCGUAUUUGCAAAAGACAAACGGAUCCAUAAUAAACGUGGGCAGCGACUUCGCUGAGAGACCGCAAAGACAGCUAUCAGCCUACGAUAUGGCUAAGACUUCGCUGACUAUGGUAUCCAAUGUAUUGGCCAUAGAGUUGGGUCCACAAGGCAUACGAGUUAAUACUAUUAGUCCUGGUAUUGUAGAUGAUAAGGAGUUCCUGAUCAAGAAAUGUGCAAAAUAUACACCACUUGGAAGGAUAGGUCAACCCAUUGAUAUAGCUAAAGGUGUGGUAUUCCUGGCCUCAAGUGAUGCUCAAUUCAUAACCGACUACGAAGAGGUGAAGAACUCGCGAAACUUUACGGGAAAAGUAGUUUUGGUGACCGGAAGUAGUUCUGGCAUUGGGGAGGGAAUCGUCAAACUAUUCGCUAUAUUGGGGGCCAAUGUUGUGGUGACCGCCAGAAAAGAGGCUGACGUUCAUAGAGUGGCACAAGAAGUACAACAAUUAUCUCCGUAUAAACUAAAGCCAUUAGAAGUGGUGGCGGAUGUGACCAAAACCGAAGACUUGGAAAGACUGGUGAAUGAAACGAUCAAAACAUUUGGAAAGUUAGAUGUUUUGGUGAACAACGCGGGCAUUGGGAGUAUGACUAAAAUAGAUGACAAAGACUUGAUGUCAAAAUGGGAUCAAAUUUUUAACGUCGACUUGAGAGCAGUCGUACAACUCAUUCAUCUAUCGGUUCCUUAUCUUAAGGAAACCAACGGAACAAUAAUCAACACAUCGAGUGAUGUCGGAUUGAUUCCGAUCAACGUUAUGUUAGCCUAUAGUAGUGCCAAAGCGGCCCUGGAUAUGACGACCAAAGUACUAGCACUGGAACUAGGAUUACAUGGCAUUCGUGUCAAUGCUAUCAAUCCGGGUUAUACUGAAACAAAUAGUGGUGUUUUGCCAAAAGACAUGAUAGAAAUCAUUGAAAAACAUACACCACUUCGACGUAUUGGACAGCCAUUGGACAUCGCAAAGGGAGUGGUAUUCCUGGCCUCAAACUACGAAGAGGUGAAGAACUCGCGAAACUAUACGGGAAAAGUAGUUUUGGUGACCGGAAGUAGUUCUGGUAUUGGGGAGGGUAUUGUCAAACUGUUCUCCAUAUUAGGCGCUAAUGUUGUGGUCACCGGUAGGAAAGAGGCGGACGUUCAUAAAGUGGCACAAGAAAUAGAAACAUUAUCGCCGUAUAAGAUCAAGCCAUUAGAAGUUGUGGCAGAUUUGACUAAAUCUGAAGACAUCACCAAAUUAGUGGAUCAGACCAUUAAGAGGUUCGGGAAGUUGGAUGUGUUGGUCAACAACGCCGGUAUCGGUUUAGGCACUCGUAUUGGAGACAAAAAAUUGUUGGAGGCUUGGGAUCAGGUGUUUGGAGUGGACGUGAGGGCUGUGGUUGAAGUGAUUCACACAGCACUUCCAUACCUCGAGAAGACUAACGGCACUAUAAUUGAUACGUCGAGUGUAGCAGGCACAAUACCGAUAAUCGGAUCGUUAGCCUAUAAUAGCGCCAAAGCGGCCCUCAAUAUGUUGGCUAAAGUACUGGCACUAGAAUUGGGUCCCAAAGGUAUUCGAGUCAAUACUAUCAGUCCGGGCUAUACUGAAGUGGACAGCCAUUUUCUUCCGCCGGACUAUAAGAAAAUAAUUGAGAAACAGACACCUCUUAGACGUAUUGGACAGCCGUUGGAUAUGGCGAAAGCCAUUGCAUUCCUGGCCUCAAGUGAUGCUCAGUUUAUAACCGACUACGAAGACGUGAAGAACUCGCGAAACUUUACGGGAAAAGUAGUUUUGGUGACCGGAAGUAGUUCUGGCAUUGGGGAGGGAAUCGCCAAACUGUUCGCUAUAUUGGGGGCCAAUGUUGUGGUGACCGCCAGAAAAGAGGCUGACGUUCAUAAAGUGGCACAAGAAUUGGAACAAUUAUCUCCGUAUAAGAUCAAGCCAUUAGAAGUUGUGGCGGAUGUGACUAAAUCUGAAGACAUCACCAAAUUAGUGGAUCAGACCAUUAAGAGGUUCGGGAAGUUGGAUGUGUUGGUCAACAAUGCCGGCGGCGUGGAUCAGACCAUUAAGAGGUUCGGGAAGUUGGAUGUGUUGGUCAACAAUGCCGGCGGCGGUGUCUCCACUCGUAUAGAAGACAAGAAUUUGUUGGAGGCCUGGGAUCAGGUGUUUGGGUUGGACUUGAGGGCUGUGGUUGAACUGAUUCACACCGCACUUCCAUACCUCGAGAAGACUAACGGCACUAUAAUUGAUACGUCGAGUAUAGCGGGUACAGCACCGAUGAUCGGGAUGUUAGCGUAUAAUAGCGCCAAAGCGGGCCUCAAUAUGUUGGCUAAAGUACUGGCCCUUGAAUUGGGUCCCAAAGGCAUUCGAGUGAACACUCUCAGCCCGGGCUAUACUGAAGUGGACUCUCGUUCAAUGCCUAUCGAGCAAAAAAAAUUAAUUGAAAAACAGACACCUCUUAAACGUAUUGGACAGCCGUUGGAUAUGGCGAAAGCCGUUGCAUUCCUGGCCUCAAGUGAUGCCCAGUUUAUAACCGACUAUGAAGACGUGAAAAACUCGCGAAACUUUACGGGAAAAGUAGUUUUGGUGACCGGAAGUAGUUCUGGCAUUGGGGAGGGAAUCGUCAAACUGUUCUCCAUAUUAGGCGCUCAUGUGGUGGUCACCGGUAGGAAAGCCGAUGAAGUCCACAAAGUGGCACAAGAAGUGCAAGAGUUAUCACCAAAUAAACUAAAGCCAUUAGAAGUGAUCGGAGAUCUGACAAAGACUGAGGAUAUGACCAGACUUUUGGACGAAACGAUUAAAACAUUUGGAAAAUUAGAUGUUUUGGUGAAUAAUGCGGGCAUUUAUUAUGAGACAAAUAUCACUGACAAGGAUUUGCUAACCAAAUGGGAUCAGAUGUUUAACAUUAACUUAAGAGCUGUCGUACAACUCAUUCACCAAUCGGUGCCAUAUCUGGAGGAGACUAACGGAACAGUUAUUGAUAUGUCGAGUAUUGAAGCCACUCGUCCCAUGCUAAACUACUUGGCCUACGAUAGUGCCUAUGCGGCUACAGAUAUGUUGGUAAAGGUAAUAGCCAUGGAAUUAGGACCUAAAGGCAUACGAAUCAAUGCAAUCAAGCCCGGGUUCGUUAUGCAUCCAAACAUAACAGUGCCAAAGGAUAAAGUGGACCAAUUAAAAAGGGAGACACCACUGGGUAGACCCGGUGCCCCCUUAGACAUCGCCAAAGGGGUGGCAUUUCUGGCCUCAACUGACGCUCAGUUCAUAACGGGUGUCACUCUUGUCAUCGAUGGCGGACUCGUCUUCAAUAUAACACCAUUUUAAACGACAC
This is a messenger RNA of Oppiella nova, 3877 nucleotides long. The record is from the annotation of a GenBank genome assembly. Lineage: Eukaryota; Metazoa; Arthropoda; Arachnida; Sarcoptiformes; Oppiidae.